CCCUCUGCUCCGUUCCCACGUCGGGCGCGUCCAACGCUCUGCUUAGCGUCGAUAUGGAUCCGCCAGUUGCGACAGCACUGACAAGAUGGUGGAUAGGACAGGAGGAAAAUGAGGAACAAAACACAGCUCAUAUGUAUAGUUGACAGCGUGUAAAUGGCCUUUUGGGGAUUUUAAGUUAGCCAAAACGAUUACAAGAUCGGAGCGUUUCAUAUCUAUUGAAUUUGGGUUUAUGUUUGCGAGACGCAGGACCAAAUAUGUUGUUUUCUGGCUGCGGGAUGAAGGACCCGUCGGAUACAGGACAUAACGACGUGACAGCCAGUAGUCCGAUAGAUAAUCAGUGAUAUUAGAUCGUGAAUGAACUUUACGGUAAAAAAAAUACAUUGAAACCGUUCACUAGUACGGUCCAGCUAACGUUGUCAGCUAGUUAUUUGUUUUCCUGGUUGAUUUGUUGUCAUUGUGCAGCUAUUUGUUUUCCUGGUUGAUUUGUUGUCAUUGUGCAGCUAUUUGUUUUCCUGGUUGAUUUGUUGUCAUUGUGCAGCUAUUUGUUUUCCUGGUUGAUUUGUUGUCAUUGUGCAGCUAUUUGUUUUCCUGGUUGAUUUGUUGUCAUUGUGCAGCUAUUUGUUUUCCUGGUUGAUUUGUUGUCACUGUGCAGUUAGUCAGGGGUAGAUACUAAGUAGCUUUGCUAAUACCACAAGAUUUUCGUGGCCGAGUCGACAUGUUUUAACUUUGUACGGCGCUUGUUGGGGAAGGAUUCACAGGAUUCAUCGAUAAGGACGCAAGACGCAUCGAUAAGGACGCAUCGAUAAGGAAGCAAGAUGCAUCGAUAAGGACGCAUCGAUAAGGAAGCAAGAUGCAUCGAUAAGGACGCUCGACGCCAUCCCCCGUCGGACCGACCUGCUGCGUUGUGUAUUCUGGGGUUGUAACUAGUGACCAGCUAGUUAGCUGUUAUAGCUGGUCAGACUGUCCACAGGCGACAUGGCUCACUCUCCGGUUCAGAGUAGCCUGCCAGGGAUGCAGAACCUGAAGGCAGACCCAGAGGAGCUGUUCACUAAGUUGGAGAGGAUCGGUAAAGGCUCGUUUGGUGAGGUGUUUAAAGGAAUAGACAACAGGACUCAGAAGGUGGUGGCCAUUAAGAUCAUUGACCUGGAGGAGGCUGAAGAUGAGAUGGAGGAUAUUCAGCAGGAGAUCACUGUGUUGAGUCAGUGUGACAGCCCCUUCAUCACCAAGUACUAUGGAUCAUACCUGAAGGAGGCCAAGCUGUGGAUCAUUAUGGAGUAUCUAGGGGGAGGCUCGGCAUUAGACCUGUUGGAGCCGGGGUUGCUGGAUGAGACUCAGAUCGCCACCAUCCUCAGAGAGAUUCUGAAGGGUCUGGAAUACCUCCACUCAGAGAAGAAGAUACACAGAGAUAUCAAAGCUGCCAACGUCCUGCUGUCGGAGCGUGGGGAGGUGAAGCUGGCAGACUUUGGGGUGGCGGGACAGCUAACAGACACCCAGCUCAAACGCAGCACCUUCGUUGGCACGCCCUUCUGGAUGGCUCCAGAGGUCAUCAAGCAGUCAGCCUACGACUGUAAGGCAGACAUCUGGUCUCUGGGUAUAACAUGUAUAGAGCUGGCUAAAGGAGAACCCCCACACUCUGAGCUACACCCGAUGAAAGUGCUGUUCCUUAUCCCAAAGAACACCCCUCCUACCCUGGAGGGGAACUACAGCAAGCCCCUCAAGGAGUUUGUGGAGGCCUGCCUAAACAAGGAGCCAAGCUUCAGGCCCACUGCCAAAGAGCUGUUGAAACACAAGCUGAUUGUGCGUCACGCCAAGAAGACGUCGUACCUGACAGAGCUGGUGGAUAGAUACAGGAGGUGGAAGGCUGAGCAGACCAGACAGCAGGCAGAGUCCAGCUCAGACGAGUCUGACUCGGAGCAGGAUGGGCAGGCGUCGGGCGGGAACAACUUUGGGAGUGAUGACUGGAUCUUCACCAUCAGAGAGAAGGAUCCUAAGAAACUGCAGAACGGGGGAGAGGGACAGGAAGUGGAGAGUGGAGACAUUUCAGGGAGGCUGUUUUCCACCAUCAUCUCUCCUUCUCUGGCCGAAUUGAAGCAGCGUCAGGAGGCAGUGAAUGGGAACCCCAUGGCUCUAGAUGAACUGAGAGAAGCCAUUCUCCUAGCUGAGGAGGCCUACCCUGGGAUCUCUGACUCCCUGGUCACACAGCUGGUUAACAGACUGCAGAGAUUUUCUUCAGGCAGGAAGUCUUCGUGCUCUUCUCCCUAGUGAUUGGCUCUCUGCCCCAGCCCGCCUCUCCCAGGUCCCGCCCCCUGUCUGUGGUCCAGUCAGAGGUUAGAGGUCAGCCUGGAUAACACCAUAGGUGUCCGUCACACAUUCCUGCUGGAGAACCCUGAACACCCAACGCUUGGUGAUCAACUCUAAGGCCUCUUUUAGUAACUUGAUAAACCUGUGGAGAUCAGAGGGGGCAGUAGAGCCCAGUCACUCUGUUAACACUGCUGGAGAAUUAACCCAAGAGCAAGGAGACACUGCUUCUCAGAGGAGGACCCAUCAGUAUGGGCCCAGUCUGUCUGGA
Messenger RNA from Oncorhynchus tshawytscha (Chinook salmon), 2569 nucleotides. It is a transcript of the gene stk24b, whose product is annotated as serine/threonine kinase 24b (STE20 homolog, yeast). Lineage: Eukaryota; Metazoa; Chordata; Actinopteri; Salmoniformes; Salmonidae. Bases 976 to 2262 code for a protein of 428 amino acids. The record is from RefSeq and is a predicted model, not a curated record. Gene Ontology annotation, biological process: protein phosphorylation. Gene Ontology annotation, molecular function: ATP binding; protein kinase activity. The transcript has 10 exons.